Messenger RNA from Ochotona curzoniae (black-lipped pika), 3807 nucleotides. It is a transcript of the gene KDM4B, whose product is annotated as lysine demethylase 4B. The record is from RefSeq and is a predicted model, not a curated record. Gene Ontology annotation, cellular component: nucleus. The transcript is spliced from 23 exons. Lineage: Eukaryota; Metazoa; Chordata; Mammalia; Lagomorpha; Ochotonidae. Gene Ontology annotation, biological process: chromatin remodeling. The coding region runs from base 111 to 3440 and encodes 1109 amino acids. Gene Ontology annotation, molecular function: histone H3K9 demethylase activity.
GCAGCAGGAGCCUCCGUCGGGCUCCGGGGCAGCCCUCCUCCAGCAGCAGCCUCUGCUCUCCGGGACGUGGCCAGGGCUUCGCAGCGUCGUGGUCCCCGCUCGCCGCCGCCAUGGGGUCCGAGGACCACGGGGCGCAGAACCCCAGCUGUAAGAUCAUGACUUUCCGCCCCACCAUGGAGGAGUUCAAAGACUUCAACAAAUACGUGGCUUACAUCGAGUCGCAGGGCGCCCACCGGGCGGGCCUGGCCAAGAUCAUCCCCCCUAAGGAAUGGAAGCCGCGCCAGACGUACGAUGACAUUGACGACGUGGUGAUCCCGGCCCCCAUCCAGCAGGUGGUCACGGGCCAGUCGGGGCUCUUCACGCAGUACAACAUCCAGAAGAAGGCCAUGACCGUGGGCGAGUACCGGCGCCUGGCCAACAGCGAGAAGUACUGCACCCCGCGGCACCAGGACUUCGACGACCUAGAGCGAAAGUACUGGAAGAAUCUCACCUUCGUGUCGCCCAUCUACGGGGCCGACAUCAGCGGCUCGCUGUACGACGAGGACGUGUCGCAGUGGAACAUCGGGAACCUACACACCAUCCUGGACAUGGUGGAGCGCGAGUGCGGCACCAUCAUCGAGGGCGUCAACACGCCCUACCUCUACUUCGGCAUGUGGAAGACCACGUUCGCCUGGCACACGGAGGACAUGGACCUGUACAGCAUCAACUACCUGCACUUCGGGGAGCCCAAAUCCUGGUACGCCAUCCCUCCGGAACACGGCAAGCGCCUGGAGCGGCUGGCCAUUGGAUUCUUCCCCGGCAGCUCGCAGGGCUGUGACGCUUUCCUGCGACACAAGAUGACUCUCAUCUCGCCCAUCAUCCUCAAGAAGUACGGGAUCCCCUUCAGCCGGAUCACGCAAGAGGCCGGGGAGUUCAUGAUUACCUUUCCCUACGGCUACCACGCCGGGUUCAACCACGGGUUCAACUGCGCCGAGUCGACCAACUUCGCCACCCUGCGGUGGAUCGAUUAUGGCAAAGUGGCCAGUCAGUGCACGUGCCGGAAGGACAUGGUGAAGAUCUCCAUGGACGUGUUCGUGCGCAUCCUGCAGCCGGAGCGCUACGAGCUGUGGAAGCAAGGCAAGGACCUCACCGUGCUGGACCACACGCGGCCCACGGCCCUCAGCAGCCCCGAGCUCAGCUCCUGGAGCGCCUCCCGGGCCUCGCUCAAGGCCAAGCUCCUGCGCAGACAAAUUAGUCUGAAGGAAAACAGACACUGGAAAAAGGCUGAGGAGGAGAGAAAACCGAGUCUAGAGAGAAAGAAAGAGCAGACCAAAAAGCCGGGGCCGGCGUCUCACAGGAAGCGGACACAGCCCAAGAAGCCCAAGCCAGAAGACUCCAAGUCCCCCGUAGAGGAGGCGGCCGGGGCAGCCCUCCUGGAGGAGGCCGCGGGCAGCACCAAGGAAGAGGCAGCACAGGAGGCCGACCCCGAGGAGGAGGAGGAGGGGCUGCAGCCAGUGCCGGGCCGCGAGGCUGAGGGCUCAGAAGAGGACGGGAGGGGCAAGAUGCGGCCCGCCAAGGCCAAGGGUGACCGCAGGAAGAGAAACUGCACUCCCCUGUCGCCCCCGCUGCCCCCAGCGCCAUCGGUGCCUGGCCCCGCUGAGGAGGCGCUGCGGCUGCCACCUCCCGUGGAGCUCCCGGUGCUGGCCCCGGGCCCUGGGACUGCAGAGGAGAGUCCACCACUGGCACCCCUCAACGUGGUGCCCCCCGAGACACCCGGCGAUGAGCAGGAAGUCAAGCCAAGGCCCAUCAUUCCCAUGCUGUACGUGGUGCCCCGGGCUGGCACAGCGGGGGCCGAUAGGGAGCGGGUGGCCAGCCCACAGGCCUCGGAGCACUUGGCCCAGAAGGAUCAGGCUGCCCCCAUGGAACUGACGGGGCCGGAGGAGUCCAAGGCCAGGGCUGAGGAGGUGCAGGUCCCAUCUGUGUCGCCCAAGCUGAGGGUGGAGAUCAAGAGGAGCCGGCGUCACCCCCUGGGCAGGCCACCCACGCGCUCCCCACUGUCCGUGGUCAAGCAGGAGGCUUCCAGCGACGAGGAAGCGUUCCCUCUGUCUGCGGAGGAGGAUGCGGGCGACCCCGACGCCCUGAGGUCCCCGCUGUCCCUGCAGUGGAAGAGCCAGGCGGUCAGCUUCCAGGCCGAGAGAAAGCUGAACGCGGCGGCUGCGCGGACAGAGCCGUACUGUGCCAUUUGCACCCUCUUCUACCCUUACAGCCAGGCCCUGCAGACAGAGAAGGAGGCGCCCCCGGCCUCCCUCGGGGAGGGCCCCUCUGCUGCCCCGCCUGCCGGGAGCCGUCGGAGGACGCGGCCGCUCAUCCCCGAGCUGUGCUUCACCUGCAGCAGCGAGAACCCCGAGGCCCUGCCCGCCAGCUCCGGUGUCGGCGACGACGGUACCAGUCCGCUGAUGGUCUGCUCCAAGUGCUGCCUGCAGGUGCACGCCAGUUGCUAUGGCAUCCGCCCCGAGCUGGUUAACGAGGAAUGGACGUGUUCCCGGUGCACAGCCCACGCCUGGAACGCGGAGUGCUGCUUGUGUAACCUCCGGGGGGGCGCCCUGCAGGUGACCACCGACAGGAGGUGGAUCCACGUGCUGUGUGCCAUCGCGGUCCCCGAGGCCCGGUUCCUCAACGUGACUGAGCGCCACCCUGUGGACAUCAGCGCCAUCCCCGAGCAGCGGUGGAAACUGAAGUGCGUGUACUGCCGGAAGCGGAUGAAGAAGGUGUCGGGCGCCUGCAUCCAGUGCUCCUACGAGCACUGCUCCACCUCCUUCCACGUGACCUGCGCCCUGGCCGCCGGCGUCCUCAUGGAGCCCGACGACUGGCCCUACGUGGUCUCCAUCACCUGCCUCAAGCACAAGCCCGGGGGCCAGACGGUGCAGCUCCUGCGGUCGGUGUCACUGGGCCAGGCCGUGCUGGCCAAGCACCGCAGUGGCCUCUACUACCGUGGCCGUGUCAUCGGCACGGCCACACAGACUUUCUACGAGGUCAACUUUGACGACGGCUCCUACAGCGACAACCUGCACCCCGAGAGCAUCACGAGCAGGGACUGUGUGCGGCUGGGCCCCCCGCCCGAGGGCGAGCUGGUGGAGCUGCGGUGGACGGACGGCAACCUGUACAAGGCCAGGUUCAUUUCCUCCACCACGAGCCACCUCUACCAGGUGGAGUUUGAGGACGGGUCCCAGCUGACGGUGAAGCGAGGGGACAUUUUCACCCUGGAGGAAGAGCUGCCCAAACGCGUGCGGUCCCGGCUGUCACUGAGCACCGGGGCCCCGCAGGAGCCGGACGCCCCAGGAGAGGCCAAGGCCGCCAAGCGCCCGCGGGUGGGCGCCGAGGACGCGGGCCAGAGCCUCGACUACCUGGCCUUCAUGGAGAACCUGCUGCAGGCCCAGGCCCAGCCCGGGGCCCCCUUCUAGGACAGCCACCCGCGCCACCCUUUCCCCCACGCCCCGGCCAACAGGCCUGGGCGCUGUGCGCUGUGCUGGGCAGCCCGUGGCCAGGCCGCCCAUCCGCCCGCGAGGCGCAGGGGGCCUGGACCCCUCGGCUGGCGCCGGCCGGGACUCAGGGAGCGGGGCCGCAGGCUCGCGCCGCCCGCCCAACUACUCAGAUUUGUAAACCUUGUUAGGCUCUUCUCCAAAAGGUGCUACCGCGUUCGUCUCCCGGUGCCGAGGGCGCACCGCCCGCCGAGGGUUCUCCACAGGCCAGGCCAGAGGAAAACGCCCCGGCCCUCCACCUCUCCCGGGCCAUUUCCUGCAUCUGUGGCUUUACAAGACACACACACAC